Ambispora gerdemannii is the source of this 261-nucleotide messenger RNA. NCBI's taxonomy places the organism in Eukaryota, Fungi, Glomeromycota, Glomeromycetes, Archaeosporales, Ambisporaceae. The record is from the annotation of a GenBank genome assembly.
AUGUCUGGCUCAAAAUCAACCAAAGCCACCACUACCAGGAGUUCCGCUACCAACGAGACCAAAGCUCCGAAAUCCAAGGUCAAAAGCAACGGUCCAAAAAAGCCACCAAACGCUUACAACAAAUUCAUGCAGACUGAACUUCCCAAAGUUAAGGCCGAGAAUCCUACACUUCAGCAUAAAGAUGCGUUUAAACUUGUAGCCAGUCGUUGGAAAGAUAGUCCUGAGAAUCCGAAAAAUAAUAGCACUGGUGGUGCACAAUAA